Molecule: messenger RNA, 1795 nt
Organism: Klebsormidium nitens
Lineage: Eukaryota; Viridiplantae; Streptophyta; Klebsormidiophyceae; Klebsormidiales; Klebsormidiaceae
Source: the annotation of a GenBank genome assembly
AAAACAUUUGCGGAGUGUAAAUACUCUUGAUGCUGUGACCAUGUUGGCCACCCCAGGGCGUUCCCCUCGCCACUUGGAGCAACCAUCCCCAGCUUCAAGGCGUACCACCGAGUACAAUGAGAUUCAUGGAGGUGCGGUGGCGCGAAUACCAGAGUCUCUGGGGGGGCCUCCUCGCAAACGGCCUAGAAAGCAGCAAGUGCUGGAUGAGGAUACCUAUGUGGCUGCCAUCGAGCGGAUAAUCGAGAGAGACUUCUUCCCUGACAACUCCAAGCUGCAAAACCGGUUGGACUGGUUGGAAGCAGUGCGCAGCGGAGACCCCGACAAGAUCCGCAGCGUGCAGAUGACCAUUGUGCGCCAAAGGGCAGAACGCGCAGCGGCAGGCGUCACGCCAUCACUGGCAGGUGUCACUCCAGGGGGUCCUCUCGCCACUCCCGCUAGUAUGCUGGGGGCCGCCAGCCCUGCCUUCUCUGUGCGCUCGCAUGCUCCCUCCACCGGUGCUGCCCCCCAAACAGGAGAGUCAGACGAGGGGCCAGACGUGGCUCUGUCGCUGGACCAGUUCCUGCGUGUCUACACCAGUGAGGACAAUGCUUCGUUCUCGGAGAUCUUGGAGAAAGUGAACCGCAAGCGGGCAGUCAAGAGUGCACACCUGCGGGAGGGCGAGCAGGGAAAGCAGCCCCGGCUGACAGAGCACGGAGAGGCGGCGCUGGAAGGGGGGCCCACCAGAGCGGCUGAACCCACGGACGGGUUUGGGACUUCUAACCAGCCAACGGACCGGCUGGAGCUGUGGCCAUACCAACCAGCAAAUGCCCUCUACUACUUUGGGAACGACGCCCCGCUCUCUGAAAGUGAGCUGGCUGAGAGGACCAAGGGGCCCCCCAAGGCAAUCAACCGUGGCGCAACUCGCUUCCACGGCAACGUUUUUGAGAAGAGCAAGCCGCAGGAGACGGUCAUCCUGUACGAACCGGUGUCGGAGACGCCAACGGGAGAUGCACUCUUGCAGCGCGAGGUUGAUGCAAUAAAAAAGUCGUACACACAAGGGGGGAGGGAGCCGGGGGGCUCCUAUAGCUAUGUCGCGACCCCGUCGCCGGCGCCUGGGGUGGACGCUUCGCCUUUCAUGACGUGGGGAGACAUUGAGGGUACCCCUCUCCGGCUGGAAGCAGAAGAUACCCCGGUGAGCAUCGGGGGCGGAGAGGGGCCCCUCUUCAAGAUGCCAGCGCCGCCUGCUCGUGAUCGGCAAGCCCAUCAGAUGUCAAGGAAAGCCGCUAGCAACCUCCGGGCCCGGCAAGACAUUCAGGCAGGGAGGACUCCGAGAGCCUCCUCGGGGGCGGCAAGCCCCGCAAUGGGAGCGUUAUCGGCAGCUGGGCAGAAGCUGGUCAACAAGGCGUUGGGGAAAAGCAGCAAGGACAUAGAUGUGGGCCUAAGACAAAGCUACAGAGCUAGCCCAGCCAGGAGUAAAGCAUUGGCCACACCAAUGACGCGUGGUGGUAGUGCCACGCCGUACGUGGGCUCUCAUAGGGCUCCCUCGUUAAGUCCGUUCGCAUCCAAAGGGGAUGCAUUAGAAGAUCCCAAAUGAUGGUUUCUUCCAAGUUACGCAGGACUACGGAGCGCAGGCAAUAGUAGCGCUCCAUUGGUGGGCCGGAACACCUCCAAGCGGGACUCAAAAUGUAGGCCUAUUUCAGGAUUUCCUCAUAGAUGCCUGGGCCCGCUUUCAACAACUUACCAAAAGGUUGCUAGGCAUGUCAUGGUUGCAUGCAGCAUCACUGAAGCCUGCUCUUAAUAAUUGCAUGUAUUGGAU